AUGCACGCAGAUGAGGCCAUUUUGGCUUCUGAAUAUGAUGGCACCCCUGAGAUAGAGCAACGUUCCUUGGCCCAGAAGCCUUUCAUGGAAAAGAUCCGAAAUCAUGUUUACUUGACCCUAUUGUUCAUUGGAAUUGGAUUACUAUGGCCUUGGAAUUGUAUUCUGAGUGCAUCAGUAUAUUUCAAGCAUGAUGUGUUUCAUGACAAGACCAUUUGGGCGAAUAUUUUUACCAGUUCAAUGAUGACAGUGUCGACCUUAUCAUCAAUGCUUUCGAAUGUUUGGUUAGCUAGAAGGCAACAUAGUUAUUCUGAGAGAGUCAUAAGAGGGCUGAUCUGGGAGAUUCUGGUUUUCGUUGCGCUUUCAGCCGUUACAAUGAUGCAUUCGCUAUGCUCCUUAUGGUUCACCUUCACUUUAGUAAUGGUGCUGGUCGCCAUCAGUUCCGUGGCCACAGCUAUGACUCAAAACGGUAUCAUGGCUAUCGCCAACGUCUAUGGAUCAGAAUUCAGUCAGGCCGUAAUGGUGGGCCAGGCUGUGGCAGGUGUCCUACCGUCCGUUGUAUUACUCAUCAUUUCCUUCUUCAGCAAUCCUUCCGAGCAAAGCACUAGUGGUAUUGUUUUCUACUUUCUCACCACCACUGUCGUCGCCAUGGUAUCAGUGGUAUUGUACCGAGUUAACAAGAUAGGCUCCAGAUUGAAAAACCCAACUACAAGCUCGUUGGCCUCCCCGACAAUACCGUUCAAGACUCUAUUCUACAAAUUAAAAUACCUGGUAUUGUCAAUAUUCACUACAUUUGUUGUUACACUUAUUUUCCCCGUGUUUGCUGCUACUGUGCUCGUCAAAGGUUUCCCACUCUCAAACUCUCAGUAUUCUCCAUUCAUCUUCACCGUCUGGAACGUCGGCGAUCUUCAUGGCAGAGUAAUCGCUGACUGGCCCAUAUUCAGAAGCCCGAGGUUCACACCUUUUAAGACCUUUGUUUACUCCCUAUGGCGUCUACUGUUCAUCCCACUAUUCCUAUCUUUCUGUAUUAACAACAAAUCAGAGAUCAGCUUCCCUGUCCUGCAAGACCUGGGCUACACGAUUCUACAGUACGCUUUCGGCCUCACUAACGGUCAUGUCAUAUCCAUCAGUUUCAUGAAAGUGCCCGAGCAGCUGGCCACAGACGAAGAAAGAGAGGCUGCUGGAGGGUUUACCAACAUCUUUGUUUCUACGGGUCUGACACUAGGAAGCGUCGUCAGCUACGCCUUUGUUUACAUCAUCGCCUUCUUGAACAAGUGA
Torulaspora delbrueckii is the source of this 1275-nucleotide messenger RNA. RefSeq names its product nucleoside transmembrane transporter FUN26 (gene FUN26). Gene Ontology annotation, molecular function: nucleobase transmembrane transporter activity; nicotinamide riboside transmembrane transporter activity. The transcript has a single exon. The coding region runs from base 1 to 1275 and encodes 424 amino acids. NCBI's taxonomy places the organism in Eukaryota, Fungi, Ascomycota, Saccharomycetes, Saccharomycetales, Saccharomycetaceae. The record is from RefSeq and is a predicted model, not a curated record. Gene Ontology annotation, cellular component: plasma membrane; fungal-type vacuole membrane. Gene Ontology annotation, biological process: nucleoside transmembrane transport.